UUAACUACAUUUUAGAAAACGUAGGGGUCUUAACCCGCCCUGUGCCCUGUUUAUCUCUCAACAGGAACAGUCUGCGAUGUUAAAGAGUGCUCCCAAAUCCCACCGCCGCACAGCGGCGCUGAGUUACAGGAGGAGAUCCGGAGCGUUAUAGAACAAAUUCAAUCACUGACCAGAGUAGUAACUGAUUAUAAAACGCUAAAAGGCAGCAGCACCUCAAGGUCAGGGCAUAUCCAAGGCGAUGCUUCGUCCCGACCCGGAGGAGACCCAUCCCUGUUGGAGGGUGUCCACUUAAACUCCUAUUAUAGCGUCUUAGUUAACCUAUAUUCGGUAUACAUGCCGUUAAUGAGCGAGCGAUUCGUCAAUAACCUCCCCGAAACACUCGUGUGUAUCCUGUCCGGGACACAAGAAUGUGGCCUGGAAGCAGAGUUAACGAGGGUGGUCGUUCUAGAACUCGCUAAUCCGUUGUUGGCGCUUUUGUCGUUUAUGAGGUCGGAGGGAUGUACCCCUAAGGACACGGGUGCGGGCAGCUUAUUCAGGUCCUACUUGAGGAUGGACGAGGUGAGCACGGCGGAACUCACCGGCUUCCAGGAAAUGCUUGUAUUGGCAAUGUCACAGGUACCCCAGUCUGGGAGUCUGAUGUCGACUAUAAGUCGACUUUUGGACAUGGUUGUGACGUAUUUCUCAACGAAGAUGGGGACUCUUAUCCAAGUCCCCAUUGAUUACGUGAACAUUGGUUUACAGUUUGGAAUUACAGUUCCUUCGCUUAAUCAAACCGAGCAAUGCCAGCAAGGGAAUCUGAAGCAGCUUAUAAUGUGGGGAAUGAAACACAACGUCAGCUGGUCCUUCGGCCCCUCCAUACUGGACAUCUUCCUGGGCUCAGAAUCCUCUCUGUGCAACGACCCCGGUUCAGAAUGCCCCAGUCCUGCCGGCCACUACAGCCGCCCUGCCUCCCAAACCGCCACCAAUGACGACGAUGAAGACUCCAUGUUCAGCUGCAACCGCCACAACCUCACUGUCUUCAACGAGACCCCGUGCGCCCACGUCCUUGCCGCUCCGCCGGAGGACCCCCCCACCUCGCUGGGGGUGUUCUGCCGCGCACUCAGCCAGCUCAGCCCCGCGCAGCUGGAGCACGUCUGGGGUAACACGUGUCACGCCAUCCAGGCGCUGAUGUCGCCCGUCCUCGCCCGGGCGCCCGCUUGUGACACCGGAGGCUACACGCCGCCACCGCCGCCGCCUGUCCUGCCCCUCCCCCCGUUGCAGGCCCGCCGCGCCAGGGCGUCGCCCAACCUCCGAAACCUGGUCUGUGACUAUGACUCCUGGUUUCAGGGUGAGGCAGUGGACGCCGGGGUGGUGAGCUUGUGCUCCGAUAACGACCGCGCCCUGUUCGUGGAGCAGGUGUGUGACAGCCCGCUGCGCAUGAUGCAGCUGCUGUCGGACCCCAACAACCACUGGAUGUUGGACUUUUGUGGUAACCUGACGUCGAACCCAGGAAUGCUGCUGAGCCUCUUCUGUGCCUACGAGGGCUGGAUGAACCAGCCGGAGGUGCCCUCUGCCAUGGUGGCCUUCUGCUGGAGCAUGGACGGCGGCAGGCUGAAGGAUCUGGUCUGCAAGGACCUCGGCCUCUUCAACUUCUUGUUCAUCAACCCGGACAACGUGGCUCUGAUCCCCAACUGCACGCACCUCGCCCUGCAGUUGCCGACGGAAGGGACCCUGGACGAGUUGGUGGCGGACUCCUGCCGCUACUCCGAGUGGCACGAUGUCAUGCAGAUCCCCAUGAACGUCAUGUCCCUCUGCACCCGCAACGAUGCCGCGCGAUUCGCCGCCGAGGUGUGCGCCAACGCCACCUUCUUUAGCGCUCUGCUGCAGAACCAGGUGUACGCCAGUUGGCUGGAGGUGUUCUGUGCCAACGUGUCUCAGGUAGCCCCGCAGACCACGCCGCCAUCCAGGGUCAUCUACUGGUGCGACUACGAGAACUGGGGCGACCGGCACGUGGACCCCUCGGUGGUGGGGCUGUGUUGGCAACACGAUAAGGACAACUUCACCACGAAGGUGUGCUGCAACUCCACGCUGUUCGAUCAGCUGGCGGCGGAGACCCAGAACAAAUGGCUGCUGACGGCGUGCGGGGACAGAGACGUGGCGGAGAUGAUACCACAGGUUUGCAGAUACUCGGAGUGGACCCGGCCCAUCAUCGUGGACAUGACCGAUCUGGCGCGCUGUGCUGAGCUGGACCCCUUCAACUUCACCACCAGGGUGUGCGCCGAUGGCGUUGUGCUGAAGCACCUCCUGGCCAACCCGGACAACAUUUGGCUGCUGCAGCACUGCAUCAACGGGUCCCAACCCGGGGAGCCGCUGGGCUUCAACCUCUUCGAGCAGUGCCAGUACGCCAGCUGGGGCCUGUCGCUCCCGGACCAGGACCUCAUGGCUCUGUGCUGGAAAUACGACCAGGUGAACUUCGCUAGGUCAGUCUGCCUAGACGUCAACCUUCUGGCCUGGCUCGCCCAGGACACUUCCACCAUGUGGGUGAGCCAACUGUGCCACAGCUUCAGCCACCACGGUGCAAACGACAGCGGCCCCGGGGAGGAGAGCCAGCCCUGCCUGGCCCGAGAGCUGGUGAUGAGGUUUAACUGGUCCUGCUCGGCCGACCUGGCUCCGGUGUGCAGGCCCGGGGCGAGCGUCACGGCCUCCCUGCAGGCGGUGCUGCGCUGCUGGGUGGAGAGCCUGACCCAGCGGAUGCAGGGUCUGUCGGUGCUGAACAAGGCGGCCAGCAUGAGCGUGGUGAUGCUGGUGGCGCUGGAGGAGAGGCAGCUGACGUCGCUGCGCGUCACGGACCAUAUCCGGCGGAGCGUGCUGAACUCCACCGCCCUCUACCUGGAGAGAGAGACCAACUUCGAGAACAAGAGGGUCCUCCUGCAGUGCUUUGGGAAAGAACUCACCAGCCUGAUGGAGUCGCGCACCAUACUGGACCCAGAGGUCUUCCUCAUCCAGGAGUAUUUCCGGAUCCCUCUGGAGAGUCUGCGUGCUGUGCUGAGUGGGGUGGACAACACCACGGCCCGGGAGAUCCUCGAGCACUACAGUCGGCAUAAGAACUCACUGCAGCUAACGGAUGUCUAUUUAUCGGCCAUGGUGUCUGUGUUCAUCCCCGUCCACCUGUGGAAGGACAGCAGGCUGUUCACAGAGCUGGCUCCUCUUCUACCCUGGGCCUCCCUGGCCGACAUCAAUGCUCUACCCCCACUGCAGUCCAACGCCUUUGUCCGGGGUGCGAUCAACGACAACCUGGAACUCAUGCGCCUGGCCCAGCGCCAGGCGUUUGGCCAGUGGUUCAGCCGGGCCAUGGCGCCGCUCAACAUGACCAGCGGCGCACGCUCUCUCAUCAGGGACACCGGGAACCUGAUCGUCUACCUGCCCUUCCAAAGCUUCCAACACCUCUCCCCUGCUCAGCUGCUGGACGGGCUGGAGGUGCUGCGGAGAAACACGCCUCAGCACCCUGCAGCAGGACUUUCAUAGCUCAGAGAAUUCAUCGGUGCCUACAAGAACCUCUCCAUUCAGGACUUCAACAGGCUGGGGAACCUGACCUGCCUGGUAGAGCCUUCAGAGCUGCUGCUCUACAGGAACUCUGAGGUUUUCCCCGUCAUCCAGAGACUCAUCUCCAACUGCGCCCAACACAGGCUGAAUUUGCCCAGUGACAUG
This is a messenger RNA of Gadus morhua (Atlantic cod), 3687 nucleotides long. RefSeq lists its product as uncharacterized. The record is from RefSeq and is a predicted model, not a curated record. The transcript has 10 exons. The coding region runs from base 334 to 3504 and encodes 1056 amino acids. Lineage: Eukaryota; Metazoa; Chordata; Actinopteri; Gadiformes; Gadidae.